Ilex paraguariensis (yerba mate) is the source of this 888-nucleotide messenger RNA. Lineage: Eukaryota; Viridiplantae; Streptophyta; Magnoliopsida; Aquifoliales; Aquifoliaceae. The record is from the annotation of a GenBank genome assembly.
UCUCUCUCUCUCCUUCAUCUGUAACAGCAAAAGCUAUGUGCUUGCCCCACUUCAUAAUGCUCAACUGAAUUCAUAGCUUGCAAAGUGUCUAAAAGCUCAAAUAUUUCUGGGGGUUCAUCAAAAAUACUUUAUGAAGUGGUAAGAAUGGGAGCAGCAGUUCUAUUUCAUGUGACUGAAUCAGUAAGCUUUUGAGAUCUGAAGAAAGAAGGGUUACCUCCAUCAGAUUCACAAUGCCAGUUCCUCUUGCUCCUUAUCCGACACCUCCAGUACCUUUUACACCACCUGCAAAUGGUGCUCAGAGCCAGCUUGUUUGCUCUGGAUGUCGAAACCUCUUACUCUACCCUGUCGGAGCAACCUCUGUAUGCUGUGCUGUUUGCAAUGCAGUCACAGCUGUGCCACCUCCUGGCACCGAAAUGGCACAGUUGGUUUGUGGAGGCUGCCACACAUUACUCAUGUACAUACGUGGGGCAACAAGUGUACAAUGUUCUUGUUGUCAUACCAUCAAUUUAGCCUUGGAAGCAAAUCAGGUAGCACAUGUUAAUUGUGGGAACUGUCGGAUGCUGUUGAUGUACCAGUAUGAAGCACGAUCGGUAAAAUGUGCAGUCUGCAAUUUUGUGACAUCAGUUGGGGCAUCAACUAGCACUACUGAACAGAAAUUCAGCAGCUAAACUUUGAAACAAUUGAGGUCCCCAUGACAAAAUUUGUCAAUUUCAGUUUUUCAUCUUGCAGUGUUCCGGCUACUGGCAUGUAUAGAGUUAUUUUUUUUUUCCUUGCGUGAGUUUAUUAAGAAUAAGCAGUUUUGUGAGUUUGAAUGUAUUAUAUGUAUUCUAAGCAAAGACUUUUCAAACUGUGGGGCUGGAUAAGAAAAACUUCAAUUUCAUUCACUAU